Mytilus trossulus (common blue mussel) is the source of this 2037-nucleotide messenger RNA. Its product is annotated as dual specificity protein phosphatase 3-like. Gene Ontology annotation, biological process: negative regulation of MAPK cascade; protein dephosphorylation. NCBI's taxonomy places the organism in Eukaryota, Metazoa, Mollusca, Bivalvia, Mytilida, Mytilidae. The record is from RefSeq and is a predicted model, not a curated record. The transcript is spliced from 4 exons. Gene Ontology annotation, cellular component: cytoplasm. Gene Ontology annotation, molecular function: MAP kinase phosphatase activity; protein tyrosine/serine/threonine phosphatase activity. Bases 357 to 962 code for a protein of 201 amino acids.
AGCAAAAAUAACAAUAAAUGUAUUUCGGAACCCUGAUUUCGGCAGGUUGAGUACAUUUGAACUUUAACAAACGAGUGUUGAUGACUCUAAGCAACAGAGAUGUGCAGUUGAUAUUUCAGAAAUCAAAAUAUGUAAAAGUUGAACAUGACAUUAUUUCCAUAAAUGGUAUUCUGUGUUAGAGUGUUUACCUGUUUACAGUGUGAUUAACAAAAACAUUGAGAAAGGUGUAAUAUUUAUUAAUAGAUAACUUAUAUAUAUAAUAAUAUAUAUAUAUAAAUAUAUGACGAGGCCAGGUAUAAUAUUUUCCAGAGUCGCAAUUACUUCAUCUGACAAAAAGAACUCAUUAAUAGAUAGCAAUGGCAGAGUAUGAUCCACAGUUAUUUGGUGAAAUUAGAAGCCUACUGUUUCAGUCACAAAAUAGACAUUUAGAGGAUAAGGCCCCUAAUGGAGCCCAGCCAACUUUCUAUAUGUUUGUUUUACCUGGUGGACCUAAAGACCAUUAUAAUCAGGUCUAUCCUGGUAUCAUCAUUGGAGACAAAGAGAUUGCCUCAGACAUAGAAAAAUUACAGAAAGAAAAUAUAACACAUGUGUUGAACUGUGCUCAAGGGACAAAAUUUAACCAGAUAAACACUUCUUCUGGUUACUUUAAGAAUGCAGGGAUACAGUACUAUGGAAUAAAAGCUAAUGACAUAUCAACAUUUAAAAUGGCUCCAGAAUUUGAUAAGGCAGCUGAAUUUCUAGACAAAGCUCUAAAAGAUCAAGGCAAUAAAGUGUAUGUACACUGUCACCAAGGAAUCAGUAGAUCAGCUACCAUUGUUCUGGCCUUUCUGAUGUUAAAACGUGGUAUGACUUUAGUUGAUGCCUUAAAGACAGUACGUGAUAAUAGAGCUGUUCAUCCUAAUGAUGGAUUUGUCAAACAACUUUGUAUUCUCAACCGACAGUUGUAUGAAAAACAGGAGUGACUCAUUUGCAUCAUUUGUUUAAAGAGGAUGAAUAGAGAAUUAUAACACAUAUUUCUAUAGAUUUUUAUAGCAAUAACAACUUUUGAACUUUCUUUAAUGCUGCACAUGAUUGGUUGUGGUGUCUUCAAGUUAUGUGAUAUUGUUUAGUCUCUAUCCGGUUUUACUGAUGGGGCUAGGUUUUAAACUUGUCCUGCAAGUAGUAAAACCUCUGGGUUGAAUGCUCUUGAAUUACUACAUUUUUAUACGACCGCAAAAUUUGAAAAUUUUCGUCGUAUAUUGCUAUCACUUUGUCGUCUGCGUCGUCGUCAUCGUCGUCCAAAUACUUUUAGUUUUCGCACUCUAACUUUAGUAAAAGUUAAUAGAAAUCUAUGAAAUUUUAACACAAGGUUUAUGACCACAAAAGGAAGGCUGGGAUUGAUUUUGGGAGUUUUGGUCCCAACGGUUUGGGAAUAAGGGGCCCAAAGGGUCCAAACCUAAACUUUGUUUGAUUUCUUCAAAAAUUGAAUAAUUGGGGUUCUUUGAUAUGCUGAAUCUAACUGUGUAUGUAGAUUUUUUAUUUUUGGUCCCGUUUUCAAAUUGGUCUACAUUAAGGUCCAAAGGGUCCAAAAUUAAACUAAGUUUGAUUUUAACAAAAAUUGAAUCAUUGGGGUUCUUUGAUAUGCUGAAUCAAAAAAUGUACUUAGAUUUUUUAUUAUUGGCCCAGUUUUCAAGUUGGUCCAGAUCGGGGUCCAAAAUUAAACUUUGUUUGAUUUCAUCAAAAAUUGAAUAAUUGAGGUUCUUUGAUAUGCCAAAUCUAACUGUGUUAGUAGAUUCUUAAUUUUUGGUCCCAUUUUCAAAUUGGUCUUCAUAAGGUCCAAAGGGUCCAAAAUUAAACUAAGUUUGAUUUAAACAAAAAUUGAAUUCUUGGGCUUCUUUGAUAUGCUGAAUCUAAAAAUGUACUUAGAUAUUUGAUUAUGGGCAAAGUUUUCAAGUUGGUCCAAAUCAGGAUUCAAAAUUAUUAUAUUAAGUAUUGUGCAAUAGCAAGAAAUUUUCAAUUGCACAGUAUUCAGCAAUAGCAAGAAAUCUUCAAUUGUAC